Pleuronectes platessa (European plaice) is the source of this 4937-nucleotide messenger RNA. Its product is annotated as probable G-protein coupled receptor 34. The record is from RefSeq and is a predicted model, not a curated record. Lineage: Eukaryota; Metazoa; Chordata; Actinopteri; Pleuronectiformes; Pleuronectidae. Gene Ontology annotation, molecular function: G protein-coupled purinergic nucleotide receptor activity. The transcript has 3 exons. The coding region runs from base 3246 to 4496 and encodes 416 amino acids. Gene Ontology annotation, biological process: G protein-coupled receptor signaling pathway. Gene Ontology annotation, cellular component: membrane.
AAGUUCAAGGGGCAAUAAUACAUCUAACGUCAAAGCAAAUCUUGCCUUCAGCCAGGGGUGGUUGAGGGCCUCGUAGACUGUGAUCCUCUCGGCAGGGUCCAGCAUCAGCAUGCGUCUCACCAGGUCUUUGGCGCUCUCCGAGAUGUGAGCCCACUGGCGAGGGUUCAUCUGGACAAAGACAGAACAGGGGACAGUGGGUGAGUCGAGGUGAAGGAUGUAUCGGGGGAGAAAAACGUAUAAAUAAAUGAAUAUACUUGAAGUACGUUGAACCAAGUUGCAGUCGUGGCAGAGCUUAUUACUAAAGAUUUUACUAGAAAGAAUAAAACCUGUCAAUUUAGCAGCAGCAGCAGCAGCGUGAUGGACGAUACCACUGUGUGAUCCAUCAAGCUGCCUGCAGUGACUGUGUCUGCAGCAGAUUACUGCACCAAGCAGGAAAUUCAUCCUCUCAGCUGAAAACAAAACAUUCAUCAGACCUGUUUCUCAGCGUCCACGGCUGAUACUGUCAAUUUCUUUAGCGACUCACGCUGACUUUUAGGCGGGGAUAUAUAUUUUUGCACAAAAAGCUCUGAUGCUGACAUUUGACCCGGGGACACCUUCGCCGAACAACUGUGAAGUAGCCUAGUUCACACAACGUUCCGUGAGUGCCACCUUGUAGCUGUCGCACCCUGGAGCAUAGCGACAAAGAGGAAGUUACUAAAAAAUAGGUCUGUUAUUCUCUUACCUUGUAUUUGCCUUUGAUGAUGGCCUCGAACAAGCGCUCCUUGGUGCCGUAGAAGGGAAGGCAGCCAGACAGGAGGAUGAAGAGGAUGACCCCACAUCCCCACACAUCCACCGGCUUGCCGUACGGCUCCCUCUUCACCACCUCCGGGGCCAUGAAGUGGGGAGUACCGACUCGGCCUGAAAAGAGCAGUGCGUGUUAGUAAUUCAGUAUUUAUAGAUAUACUGUCGGUGAAAAAUUGGAGGUUGAGGUGUUGGGGAAAUCUGGAGAGCCAAGUGGUGUGAUCAGGGUUUCAGGAUAAAAUUUAACUCAAGGCAUGAAUGUGUGAAAGCCUGCGUCUAUACAUUAUAAUAUUACAACGUUUAUAGAGUGACAAACAAAUAUAAAACUAACAAUUGUACUUAUUACCUCUGCAAAAGAGAUUAUGUUUUCACCCGGGCCUCUGUUUGUGGUCCGAGAAGGAACCCAUUCAUUUCUGGCACAACUCUAACAAAAGGGCUGAAUCCAGGAAGUUUUUCAAUCACUUCCUCUAACAAUGCCAAAGGUUCUUCUUGAUAUUUCCCCCCCAAUUCCCAGAGGAAAGAUUCAUGGAUCCUGAGGGGGGAACAACAGAUAUAUCUAGGGGGGCUAUGGCAAUGAGUUUGUCCAGUUUGGUGUGGGUUCAAAUGCAAUUCUACAUUGUAUCACGAUUUCUUUUGGGGGUAGGGUUUUCAUCAGCCACCUUACAGUCACUAAUCAGGCUAUAAUUGUGUGACUAGCUGAGAUAAUGUAGAUUUAGUAGAGUAUCAACUGUUUAAAUGUAUCUUAUAGUUAAAAAAAAAAAGUCCAAACGAACACGACUAAUUUGCACACCAAAUGAGCUCGACAGAGUGCUAUUCCAUUUGCCUUAUUAUUUCCAUAAGCGUGCAGAGUAUGCACAUGUUUAGUGUGAAGGCACGGAUGGGCGUUUUUCCCAGUUUGAGACUAUACCUCCAGCUACUAAUCCAGACUCUCCCAGCUGUAUCGCCACUCCAAAGCCUCCCAGCUUGACUGGAGCCGAGUUCUCCUUUGAGGCCAACAGCACACAGUGAGGCUGCAGAGGAAGAAGAAAAGACCGGUUCAACAAUACGUGUACGACCCAAAUAAGUAUUUUUCAAUAGGUUAAAAUUGGACAACCCAUGAUGGACGUCACAUCCAUUAAAACCUCAGACAAUCCAGGUAAGAGUUUACGUGGUGCUGAUCCUUUUUACUGACAAAUAGUCAUUUCUUUGCAGAGCAAUGCUUUGCAAGAUCCCGUAUGUUCGAUUGACGAUAACCACACUUUCACAUUGACAAGACAAGAUGCAUACAUAAAACCACAUGUUUUUUUGAAACGUAUACAGACAUGAAACAGUUGUUGUUCCGGGACUAAGUCGGUGCAUAAUAAACACACAGAAAAGGCCAAACCAAGUUCCUGGUCCCCGUUUCCAGUGAAUACGAGUUUGUAUCUGCAUGAUUGUCUGUAAAGCAUUGUAAACACUGACACAACUUAUUUGCAUGGAAGUUACAUUUCAGGGGGAAGCAGGUUCUAAAAAGAUCAGCUUUUUUUUCCACUGAAGGUUGAAGCCUGUUUUACCAGGCGGCCACACUCACCAGCAGAAUAACACAAUCGUUUCCUCAAUCUUUAUUAUUAAAUUACUGUUUCAGUUUAUUCUCUCUGUCUCGAGCUAUACUGUGAUGUUGUUAACAAGCUGACAACCGGUUUUACUUUAUGACAGGACCAGUAAGUGUGUGCAAAAGUAAGCUAGAGAGUUCAACAAGUUCAAGUGUAAAUUUAUGGUCAAUAUAUAUAUAUUUCAAUAGGUUAAAGUAGGGACAAUCUCAGCCAGCCUUAAAUCAAAUUCACCUAUUAACUUGUGAGAGGCACUGCACAUACUGGAUUCAUCCCUGACUUUAUUGAUGUCAAUGAUCCGGCGCGCCAUAUUAAAAGCACACCUGCUGCCUCUGAGAAAUAAAUAUAGUGGUCCUGCAGGUUUGAGUGAAGGAAAGGUACAAGACGGUGCUAAAUGAUAGAUGAAGCUCAGGAACAGGGUAGAUGGGGGGAUGUGGUGGUAGUCUCGCUUCCUGUCGCCGCAUUUCUAUGUUUCACAUAUAGGGGAAAUGGCAGGUUGCAGAUUGUGGGGUGGGGGGUGUUGACUGAGGCGGAGCGAGAUCAGAGAGAGGGAAGAAGACGCUGAGAGAAGAUCACCGGCAGACUAAACAGUCGUAUAUGCAGGAGAAGUGGAGAGAAUAAAGUUUUUCCGUGAAGAGAGGACGAGGACCAAUACAGAAAACGAUUGCAAGCUGAGGCGGGGGGGGGACGAAGAGGACCAGACGCUGUCAAAAUGGAUAUGAAAAAGAUUUAUGACUCAUUCAGAGAAAGCUUUUGAAGUUUGAUGGAGGAAAACACACAGUGGACGACCUCCCUGCACAUUCACACACGUUCGAGCUGCAGCUGUGCCGUGUCUCCCAUGGAGCGGAGAGUGCUGAGCCUGACUGAAAACCCUACAGUAGUCCCUCCUCAGCCACAAUGACCUCUUUUGCCCCCUCAUCUUCUUUCCCCUUCACUCUUUCAGCUUCUGCAUCAUCCAACACCUCAUUAUCUACCUCUGCUUCAUCCCUUCCUCUUUCAAUGUCCUCUUUCCCCCCUUCCUUCUCCCCAAUCAAAACUUCCUGUCAUUUACCGGAUGACGAAGCCCUCCGAUGGACGCUGGUAAUCUUCUACUCCCUCUUCUUUCUCUUUGGGAUUGUGGGUAACCUCUUUGCAUUGUGGGUGUUCCUUCACCUGCACUCGAGCCGCAAUUCUGUGAGAGUAUUCCUCAUCAACUGUGCUGUGGCUGAUCUGGUCCUGCUGGCGUGUCUGCCCUUCAGGGUCUUCUACCAUAUCAAUGGAAACAAGUGGGUUCUGGGAAAUGUGGCAUGCAAGCUGGUGGGAACUCUAUUUUAUAUGAACAUGUACAUAAGUAUCACGUUACUGGGAUUCAUCAGCUUGGACAGAUACUUAAGGCUGAAGAGGAAAGGUAGAGCGCUGAGAGGCAUGUGUGGGAGCAGCCGCUCAUCGAGCUGGGUGGCAUGUGGGGUUCUGUGGGGUCUGUCACUGAUGGCGCUGGUGUCCUUGAUUGUCAAGGCAGACGGCAAAAAGGACAGCGACCAGUGCUUCGAGUACAAGCAGCUACACGCCGCCAGAGGGAAGGCCUACUUCAACGCUGUGCUGGUGGUGCUGUUCUGGCUCGUCUUCAUCACGCUCGUGGUCUCCUAUGCGAAGAUCGCCUCCCAGAUGCUGAGGGUGUCCCAGGACAGACCGGACUUUGCCAACGCGCCGAAAUACAAACGCACCGCCAAGAAAUCUUUCUUCGUCCUCUUUCUGUUCACCGUGUGUUUCGGACCCUACCACGCCUUCCGGCCCUUCUACAUCCACUCGCAGCUCGGCACAGAGGUCUCGUGCGACUACAUGCAGCUGAUGGACCGCACCAACGAGGUGAUGCUGCUGUUCUCCGCUUUCAAUAGCUGUUUGGAUCCGGUCAUGUACUUUCUGCUAUCUGGCUCGGUUCGCAAAUCCGCACUGCAAGUGCUUGGGCAGCGAUUUGGAAACCGGCUAUCCCUCCACGAUGCAACAUCCAACAGCUCGACGGUGGUUUUCAGGCGGGCGUCUGUGCCUGUGGGGUUACCUAAACCUGAACUAAACGUCCCCUCCGUCACACCGAGAGUCAGCAUCUGUGUCAUCAGCUCCACCCUCGACCGCACAGGAUUGACUGUGCUUCCACCUACUGGCCAAAACUGAUCCCUAGUUUGAACACUGGAGAAAUAAACGCCUUAUUUUUUUUGACAUGGGUCGGACUGAAGAAAAAAAAUGGCAUUUAGACAUAUACUGACUUCACGUGUCAAAUUCAUUGUGUUCUUCACGUCUCAUCUUCUGUGCUGCAAAUGGAAAGUAUUUAAAUUCUGCUUUAAUGCCUGGGAGACGGACUGACAAUACAGACUGAUGAGAGACACGGCAGUGAACACUAGGACCGAAGCCUUUCUAGUAAUGCAUGUUAUGUUUAUUUGCUAUCACGCAGUGCUGUAAUGUUUCUGAAAAUAUUCAUAAGAGUGGAUUUAAGAGUGGAAGUAAACCUGGAGAAUAAUGUUCAAACAAGUCCAAUGCUUUUUUGUUGAAAGAUUCAAUAAUUUGUAGUAUCCUGUUUAUUUGGAAAGUAAAGAGACCUAAAUACAGACUUAACAA